Molecule: messenger RNA, 870 nt
Organism: Saitoella complicata NRRL Y-17804
Lineage: Eukaryota; Fungi; Ascomycota; Saitoellomycetes; Saitoellales; Saitoellaceae
Exons: 2
Coding region: 137-805 (222 amino acids)
Cellular component (GO): cytosol
Molecular function (GO): RNA binding
Source: RefSeq, a predicted model, not a curated record
GCGAACGCGAACAGCUUUAACCACAAAACUUCUCUGCCGCUAACCGUGGCGCAGUUGUGGCGUGGGGAUACUGCAGCUGCCCAAUCGACCCUCGAUCGGUUGCUGUAACGAAGAUAAUCGAGUGAACUGAUCAAAUAUGGCAAGAGACAAGCAAGUAGCUAAGGGCGGACGUGCCCCUCCCAAGGCCAAGCGUGGCGGCCGUGGUGGCUCCAAGUUCUCUCGUGACGCCGGAGAGUUUGACUCUCUCCCCUCAGGUUACGCAGUUUCUACUCCCGAGAAGUGGUCCUCGUCCAACCGCCGCCGCAACGACGAUUCUGACAGUGAGGAUGACGAUUCCGAGGAGGGCUCUAAGAAAGGAUCUGGAUCUGACGAGGAGUCAUCUUCUGAGGAGGAGAGCGGUUCCGACGAUGAGUCUGGCUCCGACGAUGAGGAGGCUGCACGAGAGGCCAUGCGCAAGAUGCAACUUGCAGAGCAAAAGAAGGCCAGUGCCGCCCCGGUCAUCCAGGUUGCGAACCCAAAUCGCAACCAAAAGGCGGCGAUGAAGAUCAGUGAUAUGGAGGCUCCGCGCGAGUUGUCCCGUCGUGAGCGUGAAGCCAAGGAGGCGGCUGAGAAGCAGGCGAGAUACUGGAAGUUGCACCUCGAGGGAAAGACCGACCAAGCAAAGGCGGAUCUGGCACGGUUGGCCAAGAUUAAGGCGGAGCGUGAGGCGAAGGCGAAGCAGAGGCUGGCCGAGAAGGAGGCCACGGAGUCCGUACAGAAGUCUGCAUUGAAGGCACAGAAGGAGAGGGACGCUAAGAGGAAGUAGUUUAACGGUUCUACGAUUAUAUGGAUUUACUGUGGUGUUGCCCUGACAUUUGGAUGAACCAGCAC